AUGGCCAAGUUCGUUCUGCUCGCUCUGCUCUACGCAGUGUCUGUGUAUGCGGCUGCUCUGCAACCCUCAAGACAGCUCUGCCAGACCUCUCUGAAGUAUUGCCCUGAAGGAACAAUCAUCGUCUCCAAAUCAUCCUCCAAUGCUCACUUCUCCACCAUCCAGGGAGCCAUCGAGUCUCUCCCCAACGACAACACCACGGCGACCAUCCUCAUCCUAGCAGGAGAGUACACAGAACAAGUCAACGUCACCCGCGCCGGCCCCAUCACCCUCCUAGGCCAAACAGACCAUCUCACCGACGCCUCCAAGAACAAAGUCACCAUCUCCUGGGCCUCCGCCAACAAUGAUAGCACAGGCGCCAGCAUGGACAAUGCUCUGACGAGCGUCCUCACCGUGGCUCCGACGCUGGAAGCCAGUCUGACCGGCUCCGGGACGACGGGGUACGCGGUGCCCGCGGAUACACCGUUUGGGAACGUUGAUUUCCGCGCGUAUAACAUUGAUUUCCGGAAUACGUUCUCGGAGAACUCAGAUGGGCCGGCGUUGGCGGUUGGGUUGAGUCGUGCGAAUGGGGGGUUUUAUCAUUGUGGUUUUUAUUCUUAUCAGGAUACAGUAUACGUGGGUAAACUAGGCAACGCCUACUUCUACAAAAACAUCAUCGCCGGCCAGACAGAUUUUCUGUACGGCUUCGGCACAGCAUGGAUUGAAUCAUCGCAGCUUCUCCUCCGCAACUGUGGCGGAGGCAUCACAGCAUGGAAAGGGACAAACACGACCUUUGAAAACAAAUACGGCGUGUACAUUGUCGGCUCGACUGUGCAGGCAGCCAAUUCGUCCGUGGCUGCGGAAAUCGCAGGAUCCUGUGCUCUGGGCAGGCCGUGGAACUCGCUGCACCGGUCUAUCUUUGCUAAUACGUAUGAAGAUGGGAGUAUCCAGGCUAGUGGGUAUAUUGACUGGGUUGUGGAUGGGGUGAGUCGGUUCACCAAUGACACUGUCAUGGCAGAGUACAAGGCCUACGGGCCUGGGUUCAAUGCUACGGGACGUACAGAGGGGGAAGUGGACGUCGUCAUGAACGGGAAAGAAUACGCUCCUUAUGACUCCCCAUGGAAAGUCUUCCAAACAGCAGAUGGGAAAGAAGGAAAUACCCACUGGAUAGAUUGGAUGUGA
Molecule: messenger RNA, 1158 nt
Organism: Aspergillus wentii DTO 134E9
Lineage: Eukaryota; Fungi; Ascomycota; Eurotiomycetes; Eurotiales; Aspergillaceae
Product: putative pectin methylesterase
Exons: 2
Coding region: 1-1158 (385 amino acids)
Biological process (GO): cell wall modification
Molecular function (GO): pectinesterase activity
Source: RefSeq, a predicted model, not a curated record